AAGAGGACACACAGGAGACCACACAGGGUUUCAGCUUUAUUGGCAAACAUUCGGGUUGCAGAGCAGUCUCAUCAUGGACGUCCGGUUGGUCUGCAGCACUUUGAGUCUGCUGUUAUCUGUUAUAGGAGCAGCCCUCGGCUCCGGAGACGACGGCUGGUCCAUGAAGGUGCAGGCGGAGGUACGAGCCAUCGAGAGCUACCCGGUGGUGCUGCCCUGCACCUUCAGCCACCCGACGCACUCCCAGCAUUCCUCCCUGCAGGUGCUGUGGCGUCUGGGCCACGGCCAGGGCGCCGCGGUCCUGUACCGCUGCACCAGCCGGUCCGGGGCCCCCACAUGCGAGCCGGGGCCCCAGCAGGACCAGCGCUACCGGCUGGAGGGCAACCCGAGGGAGCACGACCUGUCGCUGAGGAUCAACAGCGCCACCCUACAGGACAACGGACGCUACUACUGCCGAGUGGAGGUUCAGGGACGAGAACAUGUCAGCUUCGAGGACAAGAUGGGAACCAGACUGAGAGUGGAGGCUCCUCCAAAGAUCCUGGCUCUGUCAGUGGAGGGCACUGAGCAGUCCGGGUACAGAGCCGUGUGCCGGGUCCAGGGCUCCCCGCUGCCGGACGUCCAGUGGCUCGGCCCGGACGACUUGCUGGAGGGUUCUCUGGUCGCUCCGCUGGCUCAGGGCUCCGUGGCUCACUACCACACCGUCAGCCAGCUGAGAGACGUGGAGCCGGGCCAGCAGUACACCUGCAGCGCCUCCAACCCGCUGGGCAAAGAGCAGGCCACCCUGUACGUCCUGGCCCCCCGACCCCCGCUGUCCGUCGCCGGGGCCUCGCCUCCUCUCCUGCUCCUUCUGUCUGCGUCUCUGGGGGCAAAGGUCCUCCUGCUGGUGGGGAUGGGGGUGUGGAUGGUGCAGGGAGGAGCUCUGCAGGGAGUCAGCUGCUGGUGGAAAUAACCUGCUCUGAUAUCAUUUAUGCAUAAACAAAUCAUGAACGACUAUACAGUAAAGCAUUGUUGUAAUGAUGUAACAUAUCUCUGUAUAGGAGACGUUAUAAUUACUGACAAAUACUGAACAUUAAUAAACACUUAAAAUGUCCUUAUAUUUGCUUUCAACUACAUUAUAGUGUCUAAUAAACCACUUAUUAAAUGGUGCGUACUGCUUAUAAAUGCUUAAUAUAGAAAGUGUUAUUCACUUUAAUGACCCGGUUUAUCCGUAUUUCAAGGGCAGAUUAUGAUUAUUAUUAUUACCAUGUUUAUAAGAUGUUUGCUACACCUUGAACUGUAUAUGAAUAUUAAUAAUGUAAUGUUUAAAUGAUUGUUGAACCUGUGGGAAAUAAAAACACAACAGCAGUCUA
Messenger RNA from Siniperca chuatsi (mandarin fish), 1346 nucleotides. Its product is annotated as V-set and Ig domain-containing protein. The coding region runs from base 74 to 946 and encodes 290 amino acids. The transcript is spliced from 4 exons. The record is from RefSeq and is a predicted model, not a curated record. Gene Ontology annotation, biological process: regulation of bone resorption; regulation of actin cytoskeleton organization; regulation of osteoclast development. Gene Ontology annotation, cellular component: plasma membrane. Lineage: Eukaryota; Metazoa; Chordata; Actinopteri; Centrarchiformes; Sinipercidae.